AGUGGACGCCCCAAAACUUGGCCUUGACAGGAGAGGCCGUGUGGGGGCUGGGCUCGUCUGAAAUCAGGUGCCUUCAGUGUGACCUCUGAGAGCUUGACUGAUCUCUUUGUGCCUGGGAGGAAAGGAGAGAGCACAUGGUGGCUUGAGCAAGCAGAAGAGGAAAGCACAUCCAGGGGCUCCUGCAAAGAAAGCUACAUUCCCAAAUUUGCAACCAGCUGCCCCAAGAGAAUGCCGGAGCUAGCCCCAGAUGCUUGGAGCUACAUCCCUGAAGAAAUCCUGGCCAAUAUAUUUUACUACUUGCCUCUUAAAGAUCGGCAUGCAGUAUUCCGCGUGUGCCGGCCCUGGGCUGCGGCAGUUUCUACCAGUUCCGUCUGGAGUUUUACAGAGGUCAGUUGCAGCACAGAGGAUGAAGAUGGUGAAGGCACUUUGGAGAGCUUGCACCAGUUUCUGAGCCACAUCAAGCACCUGAAGAUAGCCUUUGAUCAGUCUCAGGAGGAAACCCGGAGGAAUGUCACUCAGAUUUUGGACAUGCUGGCCAAGCAGAACCACAAGCUGCAGGCUCUGUGCAUUGUGUGCAAAGGAGAAAACCCUCUUUUCUAUUCCGGCCACGACAUCAUGCAGAGCAUCCGGAGAAUCUGCCAGAGCCAGAAUAAUAUCAACCUUCAGCUUAUUGAUUUCCGGCAAAUGCCUUUCACUCUGGACGAUGGGAUCAUCCAGCUGAUUGCAUCCAGCAGUCCAAAUCUGCACACCCUGUUCAUCAACAACCGCACCCUGGUUUGCAACGUCAAGCCAGAGACGACCUGUGAGGUUCUGAAGGCUUGUCCUAAAUUAUCUACCCUGGGAGUCUACUAUGCCAGCCUGUCUGAGGAUGUUUUCCGGGAACUGGUAAAGUCAAAUCGAGAGCCUUUCAAGUGCCUGGUUAUUUUCUGCGAGCGCCUGGACAAGUACAUCCCCGUCAUCCCAGAAGAGCUUUGGGCUAUGGUUAGUGAGAGAUAUCCACAGCUGCAGGUGGAGAUUGAAUUCGACCACACAGUCCCUGCGUGGAAGAUCCCUCGGAUUCUAAAGCCCAAUAUCCCUGUAACCAGUUUGCAGCUUAACACUUACACGUACAUGGUAAACCAGAUUCGAUUUGCCACCAGCAACUACAGCAAGACUCUGGAAAGGCUGGUCAUCCGCACCACACCAUCGGAAGACCUCAACUCCGCGCUAACAGAUCUGGCCAAAAAGUGUGUGCAUCUGAAAGAGGUCCACUGUUACUGUGUGGUUAGCCCAGCAGUAGUACAGGCCUUUCUUUUACACUGCAAGGGUUUGAGAAGGUACACUCUAAGGGUCUCCACAGGACACAGCAUUUGGAAACCAAUAAUAUUCUAGUGAUUUUCCAUCUGCAGUAAAGGCACAUUCACACCUGUCCUUUCGGACAGUAACAGUUUAGGCCUUUGGUAGUGUCUGGGGUGUACAUUUCAGUACUGUCUGCACCACUGAGGCUGCAAUCCUAGCCCUGCUUACCUCUGAGUAAACCCCGCGUACUUACUCCAGAGUUGGCGUGAUUAGGAUUGUGGUGCAAUUCCAUUUCCUCUCACUUUGUUGCUAGAUUUACUGCUGGAGUUGUAUUUAGUGCUGUUCCAGAACGCAGGAGUCAGGUGGGUAAAUGCAGAAUCCAAAUAGAAUUACAAAUAGAAUUACACACUUACAGGUGAAACUCGGAAAAUUAGAAUAUUGUUGAAAAGUCCAUUUAUUUCAGUAAUGCAACUUAAAAGGUAAAACCAAUAUAUGAGAUAGAUGCAUAGCAUGCAAAGCAAGAUAUGUCAAGCCUUUAUUUGUUGUAAUUGUAAUUAUUUGUCGUUAGGCGGGUCAAUUAUAAAUGAAAUGUAAUUAAUAAAAUGUAAUAGCGAUGUUUAUUUUUGUAUUAUUGUAACCAUUUGUUUUAUUACUGUGGAAUUUCCAAAAGAAAGCAUUUGUAAAAAUAAAAAUAAAAAAUAAGUUGCAUUACUGAAAUAAAUGCACUUUUCGAUGAUAUUCAAAUUUUCCGAGUUUCACCUGUACUUCUCAGCUGAUAUGGCUAAGAUUGUGCUGCAAGUGCUACUGUAUUCAGUGGGGCUUACUCCCAGGUAAGUACGGUUAGGACUGCAGCCUAAGUCCCAUUACCUAUUACAGUGGUACCUCGGUUUAAGUACACAAUUGGUUCCGGAAGUCUGUACUUAAACUGACACGAACUUUCCCAUUGAAAGUAAUGGAAAGUGGAUUAAUCCGUUCCAGACAGUCCACGGAGUACUUAAACUGAAGCGUACUUAACCCGAGGUAUGAGUGUAAUUGGUUCUGGAAGUCCAUACUUAACCUGAAGCAUACUUAACCUGAAGCAAACUUUCCCAUGGAAAGUGGAUUAAUCCAUUCCAGACGGGUCCGCGGAGUACUUAAACUGAAAGUACUCAAACUGAAGUGUACUUAAACCAAGGUAUGACUGUAGUGUGAACAAAUCACAGUCUUUGCCCUAGAAACAGGUGAACAAUGUUUACAGAGUGGCAUAUAUUUUUCAGAUUCUUGUAAAAUCAUAGCACUUUAAAUCUGUGAUAUGAUCAUAAUUCACAAUAAAUAUUUGUAUACAAAAUACAGUGUUUUUAU
Zootoca vivipara (common lizard) is the source of this 2619-nucleotide messenger RNA. Its product is annotated as F-box/LRR-repeat protein 8. The record is from RefSeq and is a predicted model, not a curated record. Lineage: Eukaryota; Metazoa; Chordata; Lepidosauria; Squamata; Lacertidae. Gene Ontology annotation, molecular function: protein binding.